Mesorhabditis spiculigera is the source of this 768-nucleotide messenger RNA. The record is from the annotation of a GenBank genome assembly. Lineage: Eukaryota; Metazoa; Nematoda; Chromadorea; Rhabditida; Rhabditidae.
AUGGUCAGUCUCUUCUACACGAAUGAACGAGAAGAUUUGAUGACUGAUGUCGCCAACGCGCAGACGUCCAUGCUCGCUGCGUUCACCGCCUACAAGUCGGCGAUGGCAGAGUGUAUCGCCGGUGUCGACGAGAUCAUGUCCAAUGCUGCCAACCAGUUGCCGCGGGCCGAAGACCACGAUGUCCGCAUUGGAGCGGGUAACAGCCCCGAGGGUGAAGCUGAAGCUCCUCUCCACCUGGAGGGCGACAAAAACGCCGAAGCCGACAGCACCGAGGCCGUCAAGCGAAAUGCUCACCGCGACGAGAUAAUCGAGAAGCCGCUGGAACCGGACGUGGCCAAGGAAGGAGAGCUGCGCGAGGACCAAGGUGCUAGGUCGCCAGAGGGCCUCUUCAACACCCACUUGGCUGCCAAAACGAUCGCCAUCGACGAGGCCGACGAGGUCGAGCCUACCGACCCGCCCAAGACUGAAACCGCGCCCUCACCCACCGGCACCGAGGAGCGCCAGCCCGAAGACUUCAACGCGUCCGACGAUUCUGGGGAACAAGACGACCAACUGGAGCCGCUCACCGAACGGCGAUUUGAUGACGACAGGCGCCGGAAAUACGCCUUCAAGAUCUCCGGAGGUGACUACUGCGGACUCAACGUGGUCUUGUUGUCCCCAUCAAGUCUCGGAAACGGCGCGAAAAUUCGCCUUGUAGCUUCCGGAAAAACGCUCACCUGGCCCACUCAUCGGUGCCAAUUCGGUCCACUACCCCUCUAUUCCCAUCUA